CUCUUGACGUGUUUCAUCUGGUCGAGAGAUGUCAUCAUAUCAUGCCAUGCACAGAGGCUGUGUUCAUUCAUGGCUAUAAGAGCCACAGAGUGAAGUCAGAGUCGUAGAGAGAUCUCCCGCACAGCCCUUUUCGUACUUUGCUCCAAGCGCCAUAAUAUCAAUCUAGCCGCUCAUCUCUCGUAGUCUCACCCCGUUCCGUUUCCCCUAAACCCUUAGCAACUCUCAAAUCCUCUCCCUUCCAAACAGUCUACUUCAUCUCUCCCGAUUUCUCGGACUAUCCCAUUCCGUUUACCCCAAACCCUACCGCACUCCAACCUCUCAUACCCCUUGUUUCGAACCGACUAGCCUCCUUCCAUCAUGGGCGCUCCCCGAAGUACCGGCCUCCCCUGGCACCUCGGCUACCCCAUCAUAAUGCUCGCCCUGAUCUGCGCCGCUACCUGGUCAUCAGCCGCUUCGUUACACCUCGCCGCCGCCAACUCUCUUACCACCCAAGUCCGUUUCGGACCGAAAGAUUACUGCGGGUUCAACGUGACCGUGCAAGAUGGGGUUAGGUAUUAUGAUCCCCUUGGGUGCGUGGAUGCCGGGUGGAGUUAUCAGGUCGACAGGCAGGCUGUUGGGAUUGGGCUUCCCGGGGCGGUCAGUACGAGCUUGAGUAAAGGUGCUGCGCUUCUGUUGGUUUGUGAGUCGACCGGGAUGUCGUUGUUAAAGUCCGCGUUCGUGGAGGACCGUAGUAUGGACGCUGAAAGUCUGUCCUGCAAACCCCCAGGCUUUGUGCUCUUGAUCCUCUCCACGUUCAUACAAGCAUACGGUACGAGGUACUCUUUCAGAAAAGAUCCCGACCCUACCAAGGAACGGCUUUACACGCUCAUCUCCCUCCACCUACUCUUCGCCAACGCCACUACCCUCGCCAUCUGGAUAACAUUUGUGACCAUCGCUGGGAUCCUAGCUUCAGCGACCUCUUACAAGGGGGUCGACAAGUCUCAAUCCCUGGAAGCUGGAGGGAUUCGCAUUUGGUGGGGGAUCUCUCCGUGGUUGAUACUGUCGGCGGGGUUGUUGGGCCUGCCUUGGGCUUUCGAGUCUGUCCGGUGGCGACACGCCGAGUUGAACAAGAGUUGAUGGGUUGUUUCCAGAUCAUAUGGACGGCGGGAACUCUCCUCUUUGAC
Molecule: messenger RNA, 1163 nt
Organism: Filobasidium floriforme
Lineage: Eukaryota; Fungi; Basidiomycota; Tremellomycetes; Filobasidiales; Filobasidiaceae
Exons: 2
Coding region: 358-1116 (252 amino acids)
Source: RefSeq, a predicted model, not a curated record